Messenger RNA from Gekko japonicus, 6597 nucleotides. It is a transcript of the gene SLC6A6, whose product is annotated as solute carrier family 6 (neurotransmitter transporter), member 6. Bases 109 to 2037 code for a protein of 642 amino acids. Gene Ontology annotation, molecular function: taurine:sodium symporter activity. NCBI's taxonomy places the organism in Eukaryota, Metazoa, Chordata, Lepidosauria, Squamata, Gekkonidae. Gene Ontology annotation, cellular component: plasma membrane. The record is from RefSeq and is a predicted model, not a curated record. Gene Ontology annotation, biological process: neurotransmitter transport; taurine transmembrane transport; sodium ion transmembrane transport. The transcript has 16 exons.
GCGUCAACAAAGUGAUUCUGAAUUUGCAACUCUGUUACUGGAAUCAAAAGCCAACACUAAGGAAGAGAAAAUCCAUUCUGGAGAGACUCUUCUUCAUUGCCUCACCCUAUGGAGGAACCAGCACUGCCCAUCCACAUUGAGGAGGGGACAAACGUUCCAACGGAAAGCAAAAAUAUGGCAACAAAGGAGAAGCUUCAGUGUUUGAAAGAUUUCCAUAAGGACAUCCUCAAGCCUUCUCCUGGCAAAAGCCCUGGAACUCGGCCUGAGGAUGAGGCAGAGGGGAAACCACCACAGCGUGAGAAGUGGGCAAGCAAGAUUGACUUUCUGUUGUCUGUGGCUGGAGGAUUUAUCGGCUUGGGCAACGUGUGGCGUUUUCCGUAUCUCUGCUACAAAAAUGGCGGAGGUGCAUUUCUCAUACCUUAUUUCAUUUUUCUUUUUGGGGGUGGUCUUCCUGUGUUUUUUCUGGAGGUGGCACUAGGACAGUAUACCUCCGAAGGAGGAAUUACGUGCUGGGAAAAGAUCUGCCCUAUUUUCACCGGAAUAGGUUAUGCUUCCAUCGUGAUUGUUUCACUUUUGAAUGUGUAUUACAUCGUCAUCCUGGCUUGGGGACUAUACUAUCUGUUCCAUUCUUUUACAAGUGUCCUGCCCUGGUCUCACUGUCAUCACACGUGGAACACGGAUUCCUGUGUGGACGAUACUCUCAGGAGGAACAAAACACUCUGGCUGUCUAUGAAUGUCACCAACUUCACAUCUCCUGUCACAGAGUUUUGGGAGCAAAAUGUAUUGAGCUUGUCUCCAGGAAUUGAUGAUAUUGGUGUUGUCAAGUGGGACCUGGCUCUCUGUCUCCUCCUCAUCUGGGUGAUAUGUUUCUUCUGCAUUUGGAAAGGUGUCAAGUCCACUGGGAAAGUUGUGUACGUAACAGCAACAUUCCCAUUCAUCAUGCUUUUCGUACUGUUAAUCCGUGGUGUCACUUUACCUGGAGCAGCAACUGGCAUCAAGUUUUAUCUUUAUCCUGACAUGGCUCGGUUAGCUGAUCCUCAGGUCUGGAUAGAUGCUGGGACACAAAUCUUCUUCUCCUAUGCAAUCUGCUUAGGUGCAAUGACUUCCUUGGGGAGCUACAACAAAUACAAAUACAACUGCUAUAGGGACUGUAUGCUGCUGGGAUGCCUGAACAGUGGUACCAGUUUUGUGUCUGGCUUCGCAAUUUUUUCCGUCCUGGGCUUCAUGGCACAAGAGCAAGGGGUGGACAUUGCUGAGGUGGCAGAGUCAGGUCCAGGACUGGCCUUUAUUGCCUACCCGAAAGCUGUGAGCAUGAUGCCACUGCCAACUUUUUGGGCUAUUCUUUUUUUUAUUAUGCUUCUUUUGCUUGGCCUGGAUAGCCAGUUUGUUGAAGUUGAAGGACAGAUCACAUCAUUAGUUGAUCUGUACCCAUCCUUCCUAAGGAAGGGUUACCGACGGGAAAUCUUCAUCGCUAUAGUGUGCUUCCUCAGCUAUAUUCUGGGACUAACUAUGGUGACUGAAGGUGGCAUGUAUGUGUUUCAACUCUUUGACUACUAUGCAGCUAGUGGUGUAUGCCUCUUGUGGGUUGCAUUCUUUGAAUGCAUUGCUGUAGCCUGGGUUUAUGGCGCUGAUAAUAUUUACGAUGCCAUCGAAGAUAUGAUUGGUUAUAGGCCUGGUCCAUGGAUGAAAUGGAGCUGGAUGAUAAUCACACCAGUUCUUUGCAUGGGAUGCUUUAUCUUUUCUCUGGCCAAGUAUACACCAUUGACCUACAACAAGGUGUACAUAUAUCCUGACUGGGCAAUUGGCCUAGGCUGGGGUCUUGCUCUCUCUUCUAUGAUCUGCAUCCCUCUAGUUAUGGUCAUUCGCAUAAUACAGUCGGAUGGGUCUCUCAUUGAGAGGGUGAAAGCUGUUGCUGCCCCACGCGAACUGAACCGGUGGGCCAGGGAAUCGGAAAGUGCUGUCCCGUUCUAUCCUGCUGCCGUGGCCAACGGGGGACUGAUCAAGCCAACUCAUAUCAUCGUGGAGACUAUGAUGUGAGCUCUCUCUCUAUGAGAGGAAGACACCUGCUUUAAAACUGCCGUUUACUAACCAUAGAAUCUCUCAUAGGACCAGGUUUACAGAGCUUUAUAUUUGCACUAGGUUUAUUUUUAUUUCUCACAGAGAAAGUUAUUUUUUGUGUGUUUUCGGUUUUUAUUUUUUAAUAUUUUGUAAAGUAAAUCACAGCAGAUGCCUCUCACUCUAUUUAGAGGCAGAAUUUUCAUAUCAAAUUAGGCACAUUACAGGAUUACUAGUUUUUUUUCCCCACACACACAUAACAUAUCUAACUCCUAUUCAUCAUUUCUGGCCACUUAUGUUGAUUUUCUUGCCAGCAAUAUACACAGGCGCGCGCGCACACACACACAGAGGGAAAAAAUAUGCAUCUACAAAUCUCAUAUAUCUUUAGGUGCUGGUAUGGUUGGGAACAGGGUAAAAUUUUAAAUUUAUUUUUUUUAAAGCAAAUCUUCCAGUGAAGGGAUUUGCUUUUUUAAAAGAUAGAUAGCAUGCAUAUGUUACUUUAAGAAGCUGGUUUUCAAAGGUGUAGCAUUUUCUUCCUCUGGUUCAGGUGGGGAGACUUACAACAGGCAAAAGGGUACAUGCUUUCGGGCUUGCUGUGGUCCGUGUCAGACUAUAAGUGCAGGUGUGUAGAACUGGAAAAUAGGGUGUAAGGUGGUAACAGUUAAUGAACCAAGGGAGCAAUCCGAGUGACAGCCAUUUCUGAGUACAGCGCAUGUGUGAACAGUCUGUACAAGGGUAAGAGGCAUGCUUUGGAGGCAUUUUUUUGCCCAUUACUUACUUCUCUGGGCCACUUUCUAGAUCUCAGAAGUCCUUUCCCAAGUCAGCCCUGUGCCUAAUAAUCUACCCCUGGAAGGGUUUACAUGCCUCAGUCUCUGAGAAACACAAUCAUACAGCUGAGUUGCUUCAAAAAAAAUGUUGGAAGACAAGCGUUUCUCUGAAAAGCACCUGUAUGUCUGGUUGCUUUCCAUAUUAUAUUUUUAGACACGGGAGUGACUUGACAUAACUCAUUGCUAGACAGUGUCAGAAAGUGACCCACUUUUCAUAGGCUCCUUGCUGUACUCAAGACAAACUGGUAUUGACUUGAAUUUUUUUAGAACACUAGGGUGGUGUCAAAGAGCACAUAUAAAUGCUGAAUUUACUACAAAGAAAUGCUGCAAAAGUGCUGUGCAAUUCCAAAAGUUGCUUAAAACUCCCAAAUUUGCCAAAAUUUGUUGUUAUCAGGAAAUGCAAAGGAAUAUUGGGCACUGUGACGAUACCAGCCAGGCCAGGUUCCUAAUUUCAUAAUGAGAACACAGCUGGAACCACUGCAGAGGAAGCUUUUAUAGCGAGGCAGAUUCAGAAGAAAAGAGAUGGUUGUAGCUCUUAAAUCGUGAUCUCUAGAAGAGGAGGAGGAGGAAGCGCAAGGAGAUGGACUGAGUUGCAGAGACAUUUUAGUUUGGAUAAAAGUGCAAAAGUACUUGAACAAGAUUUCUAUAGGUAAAUUAAAUAUUAAUAAUUUUCCUACUUAACUUAGAAAUAAGGAUUUGCUUCUAGUAAACUCAUGUCAGAUUUUGCCAAGCCUGGGUUUUGUUGGUUUGUUUCUUUAAUCAUCCUCACAUUCUGUGUUGGAUAAAGUUUCUAGUCCCUUCUAUAUGGGCAUUUUUCUUGGGAGGUGUCGCCUUCUGAAUGAGUAUUGGUACUAACUAUAAUAUUGGAAGUAUUAGAAGCCAGAAAUAGCAGUUUUCACAUAUAUAUAUAUAUUAAAAAUAAUCUAUUGCCAGUUUAGUCUGUCAGUGACAGAUGCUGUAGUAUAAACUGGAGCCUAGCCAGUAUUUAAACAUUCCUAAAUGCAUUUUUAAAAAAACAGCCACAGCACAUUGGCUAUGCACUUGCUUACUAAGUCAUGUCAUUUUUUAAAAAUAAAAUGGAAGGGAUAUCUUCAAAAUAAGGACCAAAGCACAGCAGUUUCAACUGUCUUGUACAGCGGAUGUUUCCGUAGUUGGAGACUGCGAUUUGUUGCACAUUAGGGAGCUGCGCUUUCAGUAACGCAAAUAGGUGAGAUCAGGGUGCUUUUGUUUUCCAGUGACCGUUCUUACUAUGAGAUCUGUAAAUCCAACACUGCCAGGGGUAGCUUGAGGAUCAUGCAAGUGUCCUCAGCAGACCCCAGCCCAGUGGUAAUUGUUAUCUAUCUGCCUGCUGAAAAGCCUGUGAAUACGUUAACCAGGAAAAGCAAGGCAGCUGAGAAGAAGUUACCAUUUCCCUUAAUUUCUGCUAGGGCACUGAGGAACAUGUAGUCCAACACCAAAGCAAGGCUUCAAUGUAAUUCAAUGAAAUUUAGGUCAGAUGCUUAAUCUUUCAUUCAUUUGAUCUGGGAAUAAGAGCUCAGUCGGGAGGUGUUUUUUUUUUUUUUUAAAGUGAGGAACAUCCUACUUCUCUUGACUUGCCUAGUGCAUGUUGCCAAUUUUGUUAACAAUAAUGAAAGGAGUUCAGAAUUUCAAAAGCAGCCAAUUCACCAGGUAAACAUCUGUGUCAACCAAGGUAUGCUUUGAGUAGAACAAACCAGAGAAUCUCAGCACUGUUCCUGUAGAGUUCCAGCUAAGGCAGAGGAGAACCCAGUCCCAUUUGGAUAAGCUGUGCCAUUAGAAUCAGUUGCUUCCAUGUCAGGCAUGAAGAGGUUAUUUAUGCAUGCACAGAGUGACCUUAAAAGAUACUCUGGCUGUUUAGGCUUAACCGCAAAAGUAAAGCUAGGAUUCAGGGAAAGAAGUUCUAAAAUUACCAUGUAACACAACCAGAUUCAGUCCCAGUUUUCUGUUCUAAGGAGCACAUUUUCACAUCACACAGUUUCUGGAUAAUAGAAUGUGGUAAAUCUGAAUGUCAAUAACAGAUUAUGCCAAAUUAAAGAGGAAGGGGUGGGGAUGGUAGGGGAAUGUUGUAAACAACUGCUUGUAUUUUCUACUUAUUUAUGAUUGUAAAAAAAGAAAAAUCUGAUUUUUUUUUCUAAUUUACUUUGUAGAACUUUGUGGCCUAUUUUAUCUGUCAUUUGUAACUGAGAAGUUAAAUAUUCAGUAUUGUGACUGUUGGUGAGCUGGUCUGGAUAUUGGGGGGUGUGGGUGGGAGGGUGGAAUCAACUGAGUGUUUAUUCGAAGAAACACUUUCAUUUUCCAAAAAAAGAAGUUGAGGCGGGGAGCACCUUUAAUGCUUUGUGGGUUCCUUUACUGGUUUGGCUGAAAUCCAGAACUAGCAAGGCAUACAGGCUCAUGCAUAAUUAAAAUCAGCAGAUUAUACGCUUCUUUGCAGAGUAGUUGCAAGAGUUUUUCGAAACAUGCAUUCUGCUCUUAAGGAAAUCUUCCAAACUGUCAACUUUCAUUCAUAAUCUAAUUGGAUGUUAUCAAUAAUAUAACUAAUAGUGUAUAUUCUACUGUUUAUACCAAGUAAAUGUGCUGUAUUUAUGCCUACUACUUACAUCUUGACCCAAAUCUUUGUAUUUGGAUUCUGGUCCAGCUUAACCCACAAGGUAGAAUGAGAAUUGGAGCACAAAAGUCCCAGCCAAAAACUUGAAUGUUUUGUUACCGGAAUUGUCUUGUGAGACAGGCGGGGGGUGGGAGGGCAUAGAGAAGUGGUGGCUGGAGGGACAGGUGGAGGCACCAGUGCUUCCAGCAGAAGAAAACCUGUGGCAAAUGAGCACAGCACUUAGCACAACAGAGAGCACAGCAUUGCACAUAAACAAUGGAAACAACAGUCUGCUUAAAGAGGAACAGCUAUACUCUGCAAUUUGACCCUAGCCAUAGUUCCUUGAAAGAAAAUUGCAUUGAGACUGAUGCCACCUAUUUGGGGACUGAAGGUGAGUGGGAACCAAAUCCAGGCUGGAGUCCAAGGACAGGCCGCCUUACUAACACAUAAUGGGCCAAGUCUUCCACCACCAAUAGCUGAAAACUCCCUGGCCUGUUCACAGCUGAGGCUCAUCCUUUCCUCAGGUGGAAUUCAAGCUUUCACUUAGGAUUAUUGAUCGAGAAAGGUUUGGAAGUUGCCAGGGCAUGACUGUCAGGAUCCUGUAUUGGACUGUUUGAAUCUAGAGUGCAGACAUAUGUAGUUGUGCUACUUGCUUGGCAGUAAGACUGCAGUUUUUGAUUGUAGGAGGCUGGGGUACAAAUUAGAUGAAUAAAUAAAUAGUUUCAUAGUCUGACUGUUGACGAAGCUAAGGGUUUUUGUACCUGUCUCUGCCCACUCCCCCUUAAAAAGGAACCACAGACACCCCAGGGAUGCAUUUUCACUCAAGCCAAAAGCACUUUGAUUUAAGCCAGGUCUGUUAAUUCCAAUGAUACACACAAGUCAACAUUUAGGGGAAGGUCAAGUUUUUUGUGACUGGUGUCUUUGUCACACAGUAAAAACAACCAAUUCUGGAUUAUCUGCUGAGACAAAAAGGGAGGGGGGGGGAGAUAAAACUGCAAGCAACUAAAACCAGGCAAGAGAACUUGGAGGGGAAGAGAACUAAAACUGAAAAAGCACCCCCCCCCAAAAAAAAAAAAAAAGGUUGAGGGAAAAGGGUAUAAGGAAAUCUGUUCU